AUGAUGAGACAGGUUGCCUUUCUGCUGAUGAUCCUGGCGUCGGCCAGUGGUUUCCUGAAAAAACCCAGAGUGUCACUUACACUCUACCAACAAUUCGUCAACUUCUCGACAAAGCACAUCAUGGUUGACCGAAUGCCUGUGGGCAAGUGCUUCAACGUGCUCAAAGAGAAAAGGAUCAACCAGGAAGGGCAGAAGUGCAAGAAAAUCAACACCUUCAUCCAUGCACCUCUCGAGGAUGUCGUCAAAUGCAACCAUGGCAACAAGAUAGUCAACAACAACAACUGCCGUCCUCCCGUAAGAGAAUACUGUCUGCCAGACUCAGAGAUGAAAGUGCUGAGUCCUGUGGAUUCUGGAGACUUGGUGGACGUCGAGUGUUCGGUCCAGAUGGAUGCUCAGUGUUUUGAGGAGCACAUGGUUUGGUGGUUUGGAUCUGGACCGGACUAUGGUUUGGUCUGGACUGAGAAGAACAGCUCUGCUCAGUGUGACAGCAGUCCUGCUCCUCAAACAUGUUUCUACACUUUCCCCAAAACCCUGAACGCCUCUGACUCCGGCUCCCUCCACUGUGCUGUGGCCGCAUGCGGACGUGUUCUCUUCGGAAACGCAACCAAAGUCAUUGUCAAAGAUUCAGAGAUGAAAGUGCUGAGUCCUGUGGAUUCUGGAGACUCGGUGGACGUCGAGUGUUCGGUCCAGAUGGAUGCUCAGUGUUUUGAGGAGCACAUGGUUUGGAUCUGGACCGGACUAUGGUUUGGUCUGGACUGA
This is a messenger RNA of Knipowitschia caucasica, 759 nucleotides long. The record is from the annotation of a GenBank genome assembly. Lineage: Eukaryota; Metazoa; Chordata; Actinopteri; Gobiiformes; Gobiidae.